Molecule: messenger RNA, 2397 nt
Organism: Rhincodon typus (whale shark)
Lineage: Eukaryota; Metazoa; Chordata; Chondrichthyes; Orectolobiformes; Rhincodontidae
Gene: snapc2
Product: small nuclear RNA activating complex, polypeptide 2
Exons: 6
Coding region: 129-1619 (496 amino acids)
Biological process (GO): snRNA transcription
Cellular component (GO): nuclear body
Molecular function (GO): RNA polymerase II general transcription initiation factor activity
Source: RefSeq, a predicted model, not a curated record
GUGAUCCCAUCGGGCGCGGCCAUGUUUCUUCCUGGCGUGGUCGGACGGCUGUUUAUUUCCGGUGUUACAGGUCACUGCUAACGGCCGUUGGCGGAAGUUUAGAGCAAAUAGGAGCCUUUUGUGAGGUGAUGAAGCCCCCGGUGAGAUUGCGAGCCGCCCCGCGCCGGUACGGGGUGGAAUCGGAGACCGAGUCCAUGGAUAUUGAUGGCGAGGUGGCGGAGUGGAACCCUCAAGAGAAGCGACUGCUGCUGCGGGCGCUCAAGAAGCAGAGUGCGAGCAGGGAGCCAGAUCUGAGCAGCAUUGAGAGUGAGGUGCCUGGGAAGACCCGUGAACAGAUUGCCGUUUACCUCGAGGAUUUGAAGGUGAGCUCCAUCCGGAGUGUGUCUCAGCGGAACUAUCUGGAGCGCCUCCGGGAGAAACACCUUCGUCAGCGACAACUCCGUGCCCCGCUGCAGAUCUGGACGGAGCUCGCUGAGGAAAUGACGGGGGAAUUGGGCAAAGUGAUUUCAGCGGCAUUCUCACAGACCCUGAUGAUUGCAGCCACUGAACCCAGGUGCAGGGCAUCCCGGGCAGCACCAACUGAUCCGACAUCGCAAGCUUCGGGAGACGGAACGUUACCUGGAGAUUCCCGCCCCGACUUGGUGUCUAGCGCACCGCCUUCUGUGAUCCCCGUGACCGAGGGCAGUGCCCCAUCAGCAGGGGAAAGCCAGGCCCCGGACGCACCCAUAGACUUUGCGAAAAUCUACAAGUAUUUGUCGGCGACUGCGAGGGGCUCAACGUUGCCACAGCUCUCGCCCUUCGAAUCUGCAGUUAUCCUCGACCUGCUGAUGUCUCUCCCAGACCAGAUACAAGUUCUGAACUGCCAGGAACUGUGGAGCCACAUGAACGCCACCUACAGCCAGCUGACCCAGACUGCUUCAAGCUGGCAUGAUCAGGGACCCUCGCAACCUGCUCGCCCAGUUCAGACAGGUCCCCCAUCUGCGCAGGCCAGUGUCAUUCUAACAGGGCAGGUCCAGGCCUCAGGACAUAACGUCCUGCCUGCACACCUUGCUCAACUCCUCCCUGCAGCCCAGACCCACCAAUUGCAGAGUCCCCACACAGUUCAGCCCGGCCAGUCAAAGUCUACGGUUAGCAAAGCUGCUGUGCCAGCUCUGGAAUCUGAUUGGCCCAUGCCGUGCCCUUUGAACCCCUUCCGCCUCCCUGUAAAGCUGUUGGUCAGAAGUGAGGCACCUACAGCCUCUCAGGGUCCCACUGCUGAUCUGGGAACAUCCGCACCAGGCUCGUUGUCUACAGCAGCCCAACCCAGCGCUGACCCCCGACCUCCUGCCAGUUACCCAACACAGACCCCUGUCCAGCCCACCUCUGACCCCCGACCUCCUGCCAGUUACCCAACACUGACCCCUGUCCAACCCAGCGCUGACCCCCGACCUCCUGCCAGUUACCCAACACUGACCCCUGUUCAACCCAGCGCUGACCCCCGACCUCCUGCCAGUGACCCAACACUGAUCCCUGUCCAACCCAGCGCUGACCCCCGACCUCCUGCCAGUGACCCAACACUAACCGUUGUCCAACCCAGCGCUGACCCCCGACCUCCUGCCAGUGACCCAACCCAGCGCUGACCCCCAACCUCCUACCAGUGACCCAACACUGAUCCCUGUCCAACCCAGCGCUGACCCCCAACCUCCUCCUAAGGGCCCAGAGCCCUGCACUGACCUCAUCCUGAGGACCCAACAGUGACCUCUGUCCAGCUCAGUGCUGACCCUUUGACUUCCUACCAAUGACCCAACACUGAGCCGUGUCCAGCCGAGCCCUGAGUCCUGACUUCCAGAGGGCCCAACACUGACCUCUGUCCACCACUGACCCCGAUCACAACUACAUUCUCCUGAGAGUCAAUCGCUGACCUUUUACCUCUCCCAGAGAGCCCAACGCUGACCUCCUGGAGCCCAGCCGUGACCCAUUGACCUCCUCCCACGAGGCCGGGGCUGACCCACUGAUCUGCUGACUCCUCUCGGGAGGGCAGAGGAUUAACCCCUGAUCCCCUGCCGUAGGGCCCUAAGAUUUGGCAGGUCUUGAGGAAGUGGUUUCUUCACCAUUGGAGCUUGUACUGAUGCUGGAAGAUGUCCAGAUGCCUUCUGUGCUCGAUUUUAAAAUUUGUUAUAAAUUCUUAUGGUUUUUGGUCUGUCCUGUUUGCGAAAAUGAUCAGUGUUAUAGCAGAAAUAAAGGCGUUUACAGCAAUUAAAAGGUGUCCCCCAACUGAAACUUGACCCCAACAGACAGUAGACAGAGAGAGAGAGAGGGGAGAGAUUAUGCAGGAUUGGAGAGAUUUGUGCAAUUAUCUGUGAUCAGAGUGUGAAUAUUACUGUGGUUUUAGAGUAUGGGGGAAUUACCUGGUGGUUG